AUGUCUGCCGGGGGGGAGCACCUCAAGGAUGAGGGUACACGGCGGCAGGUGGUUCUGGCAGGUGGAAUCGCCGGGCUUAUCUCACGAUUCUGCAUCGCUCCCCUCGAUGUCGUCAAGAUCCGCCUCCAGCUCCAAAUCCACUCCAUGUCGGACCCCGUGUCCCAUCAACAUGUCCAAGGUCCAAUCUACAAGGGGACCUUCUCCACGAUGCGGUCCAUCUUGAAAGAAGAAGGGAUAACAGGCCUCUGGAAAGGCAACAUCCCCGCCGAACUAAUGUACAUCACCUACGGCGCCGUCCAAUUCACCACCUACCGCAGCACAACCCAAGCCCUAGCCCAACUAGGCCCCUACCGCCCCCCACAACCCGUUGAAUCCUUCAUCUCCGGCGCCUUCGCUGGCGGUGUCGCGACAGCCGCUACAUACCCCCUCGACCUCCUGCGCACGCGCUUCGCCGCGCAAGGCCGUGAACGCAUCUACCUCUCCCUUUUCUCAUCCGUCCGUGACAUCGCACAUCUAGAAGGUGCGGCGGGGUUCUUCCGCGGGUGCAGUGCGGCUGUGGGACAGAUUGUGCCGUAUAUGGGUCUGUUUUUUGCGACGUAUGAGACGCUGCGGCCGGUGAUGUCGGAUGUGCAGCAUUUGCCGUUUGGGUCUGGGGAUGCCGCGGCGGGGGUUAUGGCAAGUGUGUUGGCGAAGACGGGGGUGUUUCCGUUGGAUCUUGUGAGGAAAAGGUUGCAGGUGCAGGGGCCGACAAGGCAUAUGUAUGUGCAUCGCAAUAUUCCUGAGUAUCAGGGGGUGUUUAAUACCAUUCGGAUGAUUCUGCGGACGCAGGGUGUGCGUGGUCUGUACCGUGGAUUGGUUGUUAGCCUCAUCAAGGCUGCGCCGGCUAGUGCGGUCACCAUGUGGUCCUACGAGACUACAUUGAGACUACUGAUGGAGAUGAAGGUGGGAGCUGAUCAGAAAGACUGA
Aspergillus chevalieri is the source of this 966-nucleotide messenger RNA. RefSeq names its product thiamine transporter TPC1 (gene TPC1). Gene Ontology annotation, cellular component: mitochondrial inner membrane. The record is from RefSeq and is a predicted model, not a curated record. Gene Ontology annotation, biological process: thiamine pyrophosphate transmembrane transport. Lineage: Eukaryota; Fungi; Ascomycota; Eurotiomycetes; Eurotiales; Aspergillaceae. Gene Ontology annotation, molecular function: thiamine transmembrane transporter activity. The coding region runs from base 1 to 966 and encodes 321 amino acids. The transcript has 4 exons.